Messenger RNA from Heterobasidion irregulare TC 32-1, 2128 nucleotides. RefSeq lists its product as uncharacterized. The record is from RefSeq and is a predicted model, not a curated record. NCBI's taxonomy places the organism in Eukaryota, Fungi, Basidiomycota, Agaricomycetes, Russulales, Bondarzewiaceae. The transcript is spliced from 14 exons. Gene Ontology annotation, cellular component: plasma membrane. The coding region runs from base 5 to 2026 and encodes 673 amino acids.
GACAAUGCAUCCUCCGAUUUUGCGACGGAAACCUCCAAGACUACAUCUCACCUUUCUUUGUUGUAUCUAUCUAUUCAUUGCCACCUUACCCGCAUCCGCCAUCUGGCCGUUUCCACCAAAACGCUUCAAUGGGAAUGCACUCUUAACAGCAGGAUCUAUGGGAGUAGAUGACGAUGGCAGAGUGGUCGCAUUUGGAGAUUUCAAUGGCGAUCAGUUUCUUGACAUUGUUGUGCUAGGGUCCGAUCAGUACACGCUUUCCGUGUACCUUUGGAACCACGAGAGCUUUGACUUUCGUCGCUCUGCCUCCUUCCGUCAUCCCCAGCGCGUUUAUAACGUCGUUCCAGGCGACUUCACACAUGAUGGGACACUUGACCUCCUCGUCAUGUCGCAGAGUUCUUCAUCCGAUGAACUUUCCUUGUCUUUAUAUCCUGCAAGGCAUGGAGGAGGUUUCGAUUUGGAUCCCCUUUCCCUCCCGUCGUCCUCGUUAUCACAGCCUGUGCCUUUGGACAUUGAUGGGGACAUGAAGAUUGACCUGCUAGGUCUCCGUCCUGGAAGCUCUUCGCUGAAAGUAUGGCAAAAUGUAUGGAAUGCCUCGGAUCCGAGUCAGAUUUUGUAUAACGUCAUCAAUCCGCCCUUCAGUGGUAACCAGUGCAAGAUAUCCAACCCGCAUAGUAACGCUGUUAUUGAUCUAAAUGGUGACUGCCUUGCCGAUGUUUUUCUUGUCUGUGACGAACCUUCGGGUCGAAAAUCGUUCCAGAUUUGGGUGAACAACAAAUCCAGAGGCUUCACGCUCGCGCAGAGCGGGCGUCUACCACAGGGGACUCAGUCUGUGACCUUCGCUGACAUGGAUCGAGAUGGUACGAUUGACCUUUUAAUCACCACAUGUGCCUCUGUGUCGGCCAGUACCGGGCUCGGCACAGGCUGUGCACUCAAUAUCGCGUACAACAAGCAGAUCCCACUUUCUCCCGUCAACAGCUCGGCUGAUGGUAAAGACGCAGAGAGGACGUGCCGACGACCAGACGAACUCUGCACUGCAGACCCUCAAUCCAAGUUUGAUUUCACGGUGCCUCACUACGUGUCUCUUCCUCUAUCCACGCUGCUCCACUCACAGUCUUCUUCCCCGUCCCUCCUCGUUCUCGACACAACAUUCUCCCCUCCUCUACCCGUGCUCCCACGCGUGGGCGAUGCGAACCUCGAUGGUUUUCCUGAUUUAUUGCUUAUUACAAGCACGAGUCUUGAUAGGGCGCGCAGGCCGCGAUUGAUUUUCUCUGAGCAAUGCGGGAAAGGUAUUGAGGGAUGCGAUGUCCCAGGUGCUCGAAGAGGCUGGAAGGAAGCUACAAAGGGCGUGGAAUCCCUCCAAAGCAUAGGUGAUGCACGGGGGGUCACGUUCCUAGACAUGGACGAAGAUGGAACAUUAGAUAUACUAGUCCAGCGGACAGGAGAACAGGGCCAAGGAAAUAUUCUUUUCGUGCAGAAUAAUUUCUACUAUGACGCUUUCUUCAUGAAAGCUAUUGUUUUGAAUGGUGCAUGCGGAAGCGGUUGGUGUGUAUCGCCAAACGGUAGCGAGAAAUAUCAUCCGUUUGGUGUCAGCUACUCAGGUGCAAGCUACAAAUACACAGUUCUUGAUACCUCUGGGCGCCGAUCGGCUGCGCAAAUCGCCCAACUACCACAAACCUCAUAUCAUUCGCUCCACACGCCUUACGCCUUCUUCGGCCUUGGGCGCACAAACAACUACAUCGAGAACCUCUUCGCGGGGUCAACGAAGCACGAUCAGCAGCAUUAUAUCAAUCUAGAGAUGGUCAUCCCCAAUUCCAAAAUCGUGAUCAACCCUGGAGACUCGAACGACGCGUGGCGGAAAGAGCUAUAUCUUCGGCCAGGGGAUUGGUUUACGUGGGUCGGUGUCAGUGUCGUGGCGGCCACGGUGACGCUUGCCGCCGUCGUGCUCGUGCUGCAUCUAAACGAGAAGAGAGAAGACGAAUUGGAGAGAAGGAGAGUCUCGCAUCACAUCAACUUCGACGCGCUGUAGCGCUCUCAUACCAAAUGGUCAUCCCCACGAUGGUUUUUCUGAUUGGACCUAUCGGCUUAUGUUGCAUUCUAUCCAUUUAUCAUAAUAGCGAGAUUGUCGACC